UUUCUUGCUUUUUUUUUUUGUUCUUUUGUUUAGGUUAUAAGUAAUUAUCUUAAGCAAAGGUAUGUAAAUAUAGCAGUAAAUUUAUAUUGUGUAGGUUUGACAUAAAUAUUGAAAAAUCGAAAUAUCGAAUUAAAUCUAAUUUUUAUUUUAUUUUAAUUUUGAUUUUUUAAUUUUCAAUUCAAUUUUUGGUAUAUAUUUUUGCAUUUUUGAUAUUUUGAUUCCAUUUUCGAUAUUUUGAUUUAAUCGAAAUAUAUUAUAUUAUAAUAUAUAUUGAUAUCAUAGGAGUAUUAAUUAUUAAUAUGAAACAAUAAAUAUUAUAGGCAAACAAAAUUUAAAAUUAGGUCACCACUGUCCACUUUUCAGCGAUCAGCAGUGCACCGCAGCACUUCUCACUUCCCGCCGACCGCCGCGACCAGCAGCAGCCAACCAGCGGCAGCGACCAGUCCAGGUUUUCUUCUCCAAACAAUCUUGGUUAAGCAUCGAUGAGUUCUCAAACCGUUAAUUCAAGUGAGGACAUUUUUGACUCAUCAUUGAAUCUAGAGGACAUUCAUUACAAAGAAGGCUACUCGGUAGGCUAUACGGAUGGCCUAAAUUCUGGUAAAGAUGAAGGCAAACAGGUAGGACUCAAAAAGGGGUUUGAAGUAGGCGAAGAAUUGGGUUUUUACAAAGGUUGUAUUGAUGUAUGGAAUGCUGCUAUCUUAGUAGAUCCAACUUGUUUCUCAUCCCGAGUGCAGAAAAGCAUCAAACAGAUGGAUGAAUUGCUCAAUAAAUACCCCUUCUCUGACCCAGAGAACGAGUCUGCUACCGAUAUUAUUGACUCCUUGAGACUGAAAUUUAGAGCUAUUUGUGCAACGCUGAAUAUUAAACCGGAGUAUGAUGGGUACCCUAAAACCUCUGGGAUCGAUAACUCCGGUUUCUAAUUGGUCUAAUCAUCAAAGGUCUGAUCAGUUACUUCCUUGUAGACUGUAUAAAUUUGCAUUAUCAACUGUCAUUACAUAGCUGUUGGUGUUGAAAAGAUUCAUGCCAGAGAUUAUAUGUAUUUGCUGGUUUUAA
Molecule: messenger RNA, 1053 nt
Organism: Solanum stenotomum
Lineage: Eukaryota; Viridiplantae; Streptophyta; Magnoliopsida; Solanales; Solanaceae
Exons: 2
Coding region: 483-920 (145 amino acids)
Source: RefSeq, a predicted model, not a curated record